AGUGAAGGUGAACCAACAGUAGAUCUGGAGAUGAGAUGCCCCGAAGGAAAACUUCCCCCAGCUCCGUUUACACUGACAGAUGUGCAAAAGAAGAUAGCCGACAGCCGCCUAUCAUCUUUAAAAGUUCCCCCCAAAUUUUGGUGAAGUGCCAGACACACUUUUUACUAGAAUUUGUGGGGGAAUUAAAUCACACACAUGGCAACAGUUGUACACCAGCGGAGCCCUACGUUAUUGCCUCCGAGGAAUGCUUGGGGAAGCGCAAAGAACCACCUUGUGCAAUUUUCUAGUUGGGCUGGAAACCCUUUUCAAAUCACCAACGGAUAUGGCAACAAUUAACACCACUGAACAGACAUGGCAUGUUACCUUGUGUGAGAUGGAAAGGGACUUUCCCCUGUCAGUCCAGAGCUUUGUGAUGCAUUUGAUGCAUCAUCUUCCACAAUACAUCAAGCAGUAUGGCCCUCCUAACAACUUUUGGAUGUAUCCUUAUGAGCGUUUCAAUAAGACUCUCUCGGAAUCAAUUACCAAUUCUAGAUACCCGGAACUAAGCGCAGUAAAAAAGAUGGAGGUCCAUUGGUUAGUGACCAUGUUGGAGAGUGCUGGGUUUUUGGGGCCACUUCGGAGUAGAGCAGUGCCGAAAACAUCAGAUCUUCAUUAUAUGCACUCAGGCCGCUUUAAACCAGAAGUUCGCAAGACAACCCAGCAGGAGAAAGAGGCCCUGGCGCAACUUUACCACUCCAGAUCAACGGCCAAUGAGGAUAUUCAAAUUUUUCACUAUGCGAAGAGGACCAACGGAUCGACAGAAGUGGUUUUGAGAUAUUCUUGUGUGGAUGAUCCCAGUCAGCGUGAGAAAGCAAGUCUAGUUGCUUGUCAUCUUCCCCAGGGUCAGUUUGUCGGACAAGUGCAAUACUUUUUUACACAUCAAACUGGCCUGGAUGUAAAUGAACUUUCUUAUGUUGACUGGAUAGGAAAGCCAGUAAAAUGUUCUGAUUCCCUGUUUUUCAUGGUUCGCAGGACUCCAGAUCCCGCCCCCCCCCCCCCCCCCCGUGAUUUGGGUGUCUCAACUUUCCUCGCCAUUGAUACACGCAUGGGAAGACGAUGUUCUUUGGAUACCCAAAUUUGA
This is a messenger RNA of Pecten maximus, 1120 nucleotides long. RefSeq lists its product as uncharacterized. The transcript is spliced from 5 exons. The coding region runs from base 245 to 1120 and encodes 291 amino acids. The record is from RefSeq and is a predicted model, not a curated record. Lineage: Eukaryota; Metazoa; Mollusca; Bivalvia; Pectinida; Pectinidae.